AUGGGUUGCGCAGACUUGGAGUACACCUCACACAAACAGAACAACAGAACAUCCUGGUUUGAGUUGAAGAGCGUUGUCAAGGAUACUCGGAAAGUCAUCACAUCGAUUGCAAGUCGGGCACCAUCAUCAUUCACAUUCAAGACUCAAGAAACGCCGUCAGGGCCCAUAACAAGACUGUACUUCCUGGGUAUACCUGAGAGGCAGCGGGAGUCCACAGUGAUGUAUGAAAACGUUCCACUGGAGCCAUCAUCCAUCACGCCUCUACUGGAGUGGUGUCCCUUGCUGGAGACGUCAAACGCGAGCCUGGCUGGUAAUGCCAACAUGUCCAAAGAGGAACAGUUGAUGAGGGAGAGGAAGAGGCUGGGUGUAUAUGGGAUCACAUCGUUUGAAGUCACAGACGAGAGGCGGUUACUGUUCCCAGCAGGCAAUUCCCUCAACACAUGCACAGACAGUAACCUGGCUGUAGCUACACUUACGUCAAAGUCAUGUGCUGUGUGUGUCAGGUACACAGGAUAUUGGUGGGACCCUGUAUGUAGAGACGGACGAACAUACAGGAUACUCUAUGAGGAAGUGAAUGACUCUGAAGUGGAUAUUGUACAGAUUUAUCUGCCUCUGGAUGACAAGGGAGUGGACGAGUACCGGUAUCCACGUGCGGGUAAAACCAACGCUGACAGCUGUCUGAAGAUGGCACAGUUCACUGUUGGAAAUGAUGGCAGGUUUGAAGAUGAAGUCAUCAUGCUGAGGUUGUUUGAGCCUCUGUCAAGUCUUUCAGUGGACACGGAGUACCUUGCCAGGUCAGGAUGGACACCAGACUGUGUCCACUGUCAGAUGUUGAAUCGGGUCCAGACCAAUCUCACCCUGUACCAGAUCCCUCGAGAGUGUUUUGUCACAGACGCCCGGUACCAGCCUAGCUCACAGACACGGACAGACGCCCAGUAUGAACCUGUCCCUCUGCCACCUGUACAUGUCCUACUGGAGGAAACCUCCGACAUCUGGGUCAAUUUAGGUGAACUCAUUAUCACAGACAUACUGCAUUUCCUGCCGGCCAGGCCCGACUCUAGGGAUGUAGAGUUUCUGUGGAUGUCAGAGAGAUCAGGAUACCGGCAUCUCUAUCGGGUCAGUGCAUCACUGACUCAUCAUGGACAGACUCAGCAAACAGUGAUGUCCUGUGAGAUUGAGGUCACACAGAUCACCACUGGGGACUGGGAGGUGUCCUCUAAAGAGAUAUGGGUGGACGAAACACGAGGUCUGGUCUACUUUCUUGCACUAAAGGACACUCCACUUGAAACACAUCUGUAUGUAGUAUCCUACCAGACUCCAGGUCCUGUCUACAGACUCACAGAGCUGGGGUACACUCACAACGUCACACUGGAUAAGGCGUGCUCCAUGUUUGUGACGGUGUUCAGCGCUGUGAACUCAGCUCCACAGUCUGCUCUGUACAGAAUAGAGAUCUCAACCCAGUCUGUACAGACUCAACCCCUGGUCAUUAUCAUGUCAUCCACAGACUUUCCUGUCUAUAGCUACCCAGAGAUGUUCAACUACAAGAGCAAGUCAGGCCACACAAUGUAUGGGAUGUACUACCGGCCCGACAAUUACCAGCAAGGAGUCAAGUACCCCACAGUGAUGUUUUUGUAUGGGGGACCGCAUGUACAGCUGGUGACCAACUCCUUCAAAGGGCUCAAGCAUGUACGACUGCACACACUGGCUGCGGAAGGUUUUGCUGUUGUCAUUAUUGAUGGAAGAGGGUCGUGUAGUCGAGGGAUCACGUUUGAAAGCCAUAUUAAAAACAGGCUGGGCACUACAGAGAUAGAGGAUCAAGUGGAGGGUUUACAGUGGCUGGCAUCACGUGUAGAUUUUAUAGACGAAGAUAGGAUAGCAAUACACGGAUGGUCUUAUGGUGGCUACCUCUCCUUAAUGGGCCUGGCUCAGAGGCCUGAUAUAUUCAAGGUGUCUAUAGCGGGCGCCCCGGUUGUAGACUGGCACCUGUACGACACUGGGUACACGGAGCGGUACAUGGACCUGCCCACUAACAACCUGUACGGGUAUCACCUUGGCAACGUGCUCAUAUGUUUGGACAGCUCACCGGAAGAAGAGAAUCGUCUAUUGAUCAAUCAUGGUUUGAUGGGUGAGAAUGUCCACUUCUUACACACGAGCAAACUGGUGAACGCUCUCGUGAAGGCCUGCAAACCACACACUCUACAGUUGUAUCCCAAUGAGAGACAUGGCAUCAGAAGUCAUGAGGCGUCUGAACACUACCGCGUCCUGGUGCUUAACUUCCUAAAACACAACCUGUGAUAUGUUCACAUAAAUUAGAAGAGUAGUCUUGGAUAUACAGUACAAAACACUCAGGGUGGUGAUUGAAACCUUUGAUACAACAUGAAACAAGAAACAAUUCAAGUUGUAAUGGAAACACAGUUCAGAAAACUUCAUAAACAGGACAGAGUGUGCUAAACAGAGAAGUUAAUGAAACUCUUUCAGUUGUUUGGUUAAUGUAACAGUAGAUCUGAAAAGUUUUUACCGCAGAAACACUUUGUUUCAAAUGGGAUCUGUACUAUGCAGCCAUCGUGUGUCACUGAUACACCAACAUUAAAACCAGUACAAUUCACACUGUCUCACAUUCAGCUUUAGAAUGUUAACUGAUUUGUACUGUUCAUUAAUAAUUAGGCCGUGCUCUGUAAAGUGGGUUUAAUGCAUGUGCGUAAAUUAACGUCCCAGAUUAGCCUGUGCAGUCUGCACAGGCUAAUCAGGGACGACACUUCCCGACUAAACUUGAUUAUUGAUAAGGAGAAACUUUCUUUAAACGAAAAAUAUAAAAGCAGAAAGUUCCUUCCCUGAUUAGCCUGUGCAGACUAAAAGACUUGGACAUCACUUUACACACAUGCAUUUAACCCCUUUGUCACAGAGCACAGUCAUGUAUAUUGGGUAAACACAUGCUAAUUAAUUUAUUCAAUGCAACAAUGAUAUAUUGAAUGCAUGUACUUAUAAAUAAGACACAAUUUUGUUGGUUUUUAUGUUGAUUUGGUAAAAUCAAGAUAUUUAUCUAUGAUCAUACAUUGAUGUUGAUUAUACCAACUUAUUGUAUCUAUUGUUGGCCCCUUUUUUAGCAAUGAGAUUUUUAGUUGAAUAUGUUAUAAGUUGUAAAUAUGUCUGAGAGAUUGGUUUAGUUUUACUUGUUCAGUACCGUAGUGGCGUACAUAAAUAAAUAAAAACUAUCAACUUGA
Molecule: messenger RNA, 3221 nt
Organism: Dreissena polymorpha
Lineage: Eukaryota; Metazoa; Mollusca; Bivalvia; Myida; Dreissenidae
Product: dipeptidyl peptidase 9-like
Exons: 19
Coding region: 1-2295 (764 amino acids)
Biological process (GO): proteolysis
Molecular function (GO): dipeptidyl-peptidase activity; serine-type peptidase activity
Source: RefSeq, a predicted model, not a curated record